Molecule: messenger RNA, 1251 nt
Organism: Melampsora larici-populina 98AG31
Lineage: Eukaryota; Fungi; Basidiomycota; Pucciniomycetes; Pucciniales; Melampsoraceae
Product: family 18 glycoside hydrolase
Exons: 12
Coding region: 1-1251 (416 amino acids)
Biological process (GO): chitin catabolic process; carbohydrate metabolic process
Cellular component (GO): extracellular region
Molecular function (GO): chitinase activity; chitin binding
Source: RefSeq, a predicted model, not a curated record
AUGAUCAUGCUUGUCAGCUUGUUGGCAGUUGUAUCUCUUGUCGUAAGGGCCACCUGUAUCCCAACCGACAUGGGCUCAGCUAAUUUCACCAAGUCACAAAAAGUGAUGGGUUAUUACCCAGCAUAUCAUUCAAGCCUCCAAUCCCCAGCCCAAAUUCCUUGGUCCCUAUACACCGAUGUCACGUUCUUCGUCGCUAUCCCUGAACUUGACGGCUCCUUCACCUACCCUCCGGGCCUUACAUCCGAAACUGCGGAAGCGCUCGCUGGUCAAUUUGUCAAAGAAGCCACUGCUAACAAAGUGCUCCCCAUCAUGUCAUAUGGUGGUUGGACCGGUUCAAAGCACUUUUCCAUCAUGGUGCAAGAUGACACCAAUCGACAAAAAUACGCCAGAGUGCUGAUCGACUUUGCCAAGAAAUUUGGUUUCAAGGGAAUUGAUCUUGACUGGGAAUACCCUAACGCUGCUGGAAUCGGUUGUAACAACUUCACUGCGGCCGAUACUGUCCACUUCGGUUCAUUUGUUCGAGAACUUCGAAAGCAAUGGCCUGAGGCUCAAUACAGCGCCGCUUUGAGCAUUGGUGGUUUACUCGGGGCGGAUGGUAAGGUAGCCGGCGCCAACGAAACCCAACUUCUUGUUGAGAACCUGGACUUCGCUAACAUCAUGGCCUACGAUGUCUUCGGAAACUGGGCUGCAACCACUGGCCCUAUCGCACCAAUCUACGAUUCAUGUGCUCCUGAGAACCCGGCUUCUAUCAAUUCCGCUCUCGCUAUCUUCACAAAACAGGGAUUCAAGCCAAGCCAGAUGGUGUUAGGAAUUCCUGCUUACGCUCGCUCGUACGAAUUGACGUCACCCAAGUUGACUCCUCGAACUGAGGAAAAGUUGGUUUCGUACUAUUACCAAAACCACACAACCACCGCUCCACAAGGUGGAAAGACCGAUGAUCCACCAAUGAUCGACGUGUGUGGUGUUCAAACCAACUGGGCGGGUAUUUGGCUUGUGAACGAGUUGAUGGAGAAGGGUGAUUUAUCGGCUGACCAACUUUCAGGCGGAAAUGGUUACACACGUCACUUUGAUGAAUGCAGUGGUCAACCAUUCUUGACCAACGGAAAAUACUUCUUCUCGUACGAUGAUCAAGUCAGCAUCGCCGCCAAAGGAAAAUUCGCCAAAAAAGCCAACCUUGCCGGUAUCUUCUUUUUCGAUACCCUUGGACAACCUCAAUCAGCCAUCAAAGCUGGAAAGGAAUCUCUCCAAUGA